AUGAAGGUCUUCGCCAUCGUCUCCGCCAUCAUGGCCGCUUCCGCCUCGGUCGCCCUCGCCGCCCCCGUUUCGGAGCCCCUCGCCGCCGUCGCCGAGAAGCGCGAGACCAACCUCGGCGGCCUGCCCCUCGCCGGCAUGAUCCCCGGCGGCGCCAACAACCCCCUCGUCAACGUCGUUCAGCAGGCCCUCGCCGCUGGCUUCGCCGCCGGCGACAUCAUCCUCAACGCCGGCCCCUCCCUGCUCACCGACCCCACCAAGGCCACCGAGAUCAUCACCAACAUGAUGAAGCAGGGUGCCGGCACCGUCGGCAACAUCGUCACCGGCAGCGCUUAG
Messenger RNA from Purpureocillium lilacinum, 333 nucleotides. RefSeq lists its product as uncharacterized. The record is from RefSeq and is a predicted model, not a curated record. NCBI's taxonomy places the organism in Eukaryota, Fungi, Ascomycota, Sordariomycetes, Hypocreales, Ophiocordycipitaceae.